Messenger RNA from Caenorhabditis briggsae, 1353 nucleotides. The coding region runs from base 1 to 1353 and encodes 450 amino acids. Gene Ontology annotation, biological process: regulation of DNA-templated transcription. The record is from RefSeq and is a predicted model, not a curated record. Gene Ontology annotation, cellular component: NuA4 histone acetyltransferase complex. The transcript is spliced from 6 exons. Lineage: Eukaryota; Metazoa; Nematoda; Chromadorea; Rhabditida; Rhabditidae.
AUGACCAACAUGCAACAUUACAUGGAUGACAUCCAGGAUUUGCUCGACGGUCUGAACGAGGAAAUGUCGAAGCGGCUGAGAAAGAUUUCGAAAUGGGAGGAUCAGAUCGUUGAGAAGUCUCCAAAUCUCAAACGGCUCGAGAAUCUUGUCUUCGACAGCUCCAGACCGAUGACGGAACGAAGCGACGCGGCACAUAAGCUUGCCGAUUUGAAGAACGAGAUUCGAUUGCUGUCGGAGAAAAAAACGGAACUCGCGGAGAAGAAUCACCAAACUGUUCACAAGAUUUACGAGAAGUUGAAUGAGUUGGCAUAUCACUGCAAGUGUGAAGUCGAAAUAGACAAUCCUGGAUGUACAGAGCAGCGAGAGCGAGAGUUCUUCAAGUCACUGGACAAGAAUAAUUACAAUGGUUCUGGGGUGUUGACUCCACAGUCAUUUAUCGAUUUAUUGCCGAUUAGUGGACGAAAUAGAAAGAGGGAAAGUUCGAUAAUGACUGAUGAUGGACAAUCGACAAGAAGUGUUACUCCGUUCAGUGGAAGCAGAGCCGUCCCCAACAAAAAAGGACCUGGACGUCCACGCACAGACAAGAGAUCCAAGUUCAAAAUGGCUCACUUCGAGAUGAUCCCAGAGAGUUCAACUGUCUCCAGCACUCGUUCGAGUGCGGAGCCGGAACUUCGCACCGGUGAGAAACGGCCAAAGGCAAUGUCAAAGUACAUGCGAAAGAAGCAAGAGAGAUUGCGACAAGAAGAAGAACAGAGAGCACGCAGUGUGCUGUUCGAGGUGAAGAAAGAGUUAGAUUCUGGAGAUUAUGAAAAAUUCGCAAUGAAUCCACACGGUGAAGGAACGUCGAGUAUGGCUGCUGAAGCUUCGACGUCCUGUGUGGAUUUGUGCGAAGAAGAUGAGAAGGAUCUUCUCGACUGUUUGAAUUUCUCUGGACUUCCGUCGCCACCAAGAGGAAUGAUGGAGGAUAUGGAUCACUCUACUCGAUGGAAAUGUAUCCUCCAAAUCACAAUGCAUCGCCCGAAUUCCGUCAUCCAGCUGCAUCUGGUUCCGCUUCUGCAUCAAGAAGCCAAAGUUUUACCACACAACGCUCUAACAAUACUAACAGACCGCGUAACUGAAAUGAUCAACGCCAGUCGCGAGAAGAGUCAAAUAAAAAAGAAUAGUCGUGAUCAAGAGGAAUGGUGCAUCUGCAAUGGGGCGAACAUGGAUUCCGAAAUGAUGGUGGGAUGUGAGAACCGUGCUUGCGAAAUCCAAUGGUUCCAUUUCGGUUGUGUCGGUCUUCUCUCACCACCGGAGGACGAGUGGUAUUGCCCGGAUUGUCGUCAGCGUCCUUCCUCUUCUUCUCGCGACUAA